ACUCAUAAAAACUCUGAGAUUUCUGAUUUUGUUUUUCAAGAACAUGGCGAUGAUUCCAAGUGGCUUUUUUGGUGAAAUCAGCUUCAGUGCAAACGAUAUUUCAUCAAGCAAUUUCAGAAAUCAGUUUAACACUACUGAUCCUUUCUCUUUCACAAUGUACUGGCAAGAAACAGUCUUUGUGAUAACUGCAAACGUCCAAGGGUUCAGGUCUGAAGAUGUGAAGGUGGAGAUCAAUGGCAGAAAUUUGGUGCUGAAAUUAGGUGGAUCCGAUCAAAACUGUGGCUGCAUCAAAAGCUGCAAAUUGCCAAACAAUGUGAAUAUGAGAAUGACCACUACUUCAAUCAACAAUGGAGUUCUCCUUGUCAAGGUUCCGACAUUAAUGCAACAUGAAGAACCAAAGAAACAGAUCAAUAAUCCUCCAGUUGUUGUUUCUCAGGUCUACCGCCGCCGUCGCCGGAGUUUCUUCUGUUAGGAGGCUAUUUGCUUUGAUGAUCAAAGUGAUUUUACCUAUAUAUAGCUAUUUAGGGUUUGUGCUUCUUAAUUGUUAUGAUACUUAAUUUUAUGGUUUGUGCUACUUAA
Molecule: messenger RNA, 579 nt
Organism: Mercurialis annua (annual mercury)
Lineage: Eukaryota; Viridiplantae; Streptophyta; Magnoliopsida; Malpighiales; Euphorbiaceae
Product: 17.8 kDa class I heat shock protein-like
Exons: 2
Coding region: 44-472 (142 amino acids)
Source: RefSeq, a predicted model, not a curated record